Molecule: messenger RNA, 3474 nt
Organism: Hermetia illucens (black soldier fly)
Lineage: Eukaryota; Metazoa; Arthropoda; Insecta; Diptera; Stratiomyidae
Product: WD repeat-containing protein CG11141
Exons: 5
Coding region: 26-2296 (756 amino acids)
Molecular function (GO): protein binding
Source: RefSeq, a predicted model, not a curated record
GGUUCUUCUCACUACGGUACCGUAAAUGGAUAAUUAUGACGUCGAAAGUCUAAGGGAAUGGGCACCGUUGACUGAUCUGCUGGAAAAAGUCCCGGCUCGCAUUCAGAAAGGUAUCUUUUCACAGAACCUGAACAUAACAUCCGUGGCUGCCGUUCCGGAGUUUAUUGCCCUCGGGACGGAUGCCGGCAUCGUCUUUUGGUAUAAUCGAGCAUCCGGGGAAAUCCAAAAGCUUCGUAAUGAGGGAACAUCGCCCAUUACUUGUCUGCGCGUUGUCUCCUCCGUGGAGUACAUGGUGGCCGCCGGAAAUUCCUCGGGCCAGGUCAACGUUUUUCAAAUACAAAAAGAACUUCCGCCCGAUUUGAAUUUAGCAGCCCCGCUCACGAAAACGAAACCAAUUGAACGCUACACGAUCCGAGACCUGCAUCGCGGACCGGUUACGUGUUGUGAAUGGUCGAAGAACGGCAUGAAACUGUUCUCAGGGGACAAGCAAGGAGUUGUUGUUCUAACCGAAUUCGACUAUCAAGCGCACUUAAGUAAAUCAGUUGAAAUCCUGAACGAAGCUUACGAUAUAGUCCAAUUAAGUUUAAGCCAACAGUAUCUCCUCGUAUCUACAACAUUUCGGUCAAUUAUAUGCUUGCGCGAGAAGAAUGGUCAAUGGCAAGUUUCACAAGUCGGCAAAAAAGAUCGGAAGGUUCUGAGCGAUUUCGGUGGUACGUUUUGCCCGGCAUCGCCAACAUCAACAACCAAAACACCAACCGUCAUAUGCAGUCGACCUGGACUGCGAUUUUGGAUCGCUGACUGCAGCGGCAACGUGCAGCAAACUCUACUGUUCAAAGAAGCAAUUACCAGAAUGCCCGUUUGGGAAAUACCUCUGCUAAACCCUUCUAAGGGAAUAUCGAAACCAUUACAGAAUUUCGGAAAAGUUUUUAUGUACUCAAAAAAUUUCAUAAUUACGUACGAUGAAGGACGAUUGUUCGUAUUGAAUUUGGAUAAGUUGCGAGUUGAAGCUAUCACGCAAAUAAUGCGAGGAAUAUCUGAUGUGGCGAUAUGUGGCAAGGAGAUAUUUGUUUUAGAGGGGCCAAGAAGUCUGAUUCGAUUGUCAUCAGCACCAGAACCACCAAAUAAGACAACCAAGAUCAUUUUUAAUCCACUUCUACCGCCGCCAGUUCCUUCUCGUUCAUUAUUCGAGCUACCGUUUGAAUUUGAAGCCGAAGAAGAAGCUGUGAUCAAUGCUGAAGAAUGUUUUGAACUACCUCCAAUACAACAUAUCGACUUAGAUAUUCCUAUCCAGGCAAAACCUGAAUCCCCUACUUCAAAGCAAAAUAAAUUGUUAAUGGAACAGAGCAGGAGGAUAGAAGUUUUUGAUAGGAUUAAUGAAAUGGAAUACGAAGAUUCGAUACUUUAUCGAAGCGGCGCGAACCGACGACACAAAAAGGAUCCAAGCUCUAGUAAAGGCCAUUCUUCGAAGAAGAAGAAGGCGAAAAGCGGCAUUGUGGAAAUUGGGCAAGCAAUGGAUGAAACGCCAAGCAGUUCAAGUUCAUUUGAUAAGACUAGUGGAGAGAGUAAUAAGAAGAGCAAUAUGAAAUUAGAAGUGACGACACGACCACUUCAAAUGGAUGCUAGCUUUUGCACAGACACUUGUCUAUUGCCUGACCCUCGGUCACCCGACACGCUAAAAAGAGUUCUCGAACCCAAAGAGCGGGCCUUGGCAGCAUGUUUGAAUUUGGAACCAGUGAAACUAGUAGAAAUAACUAAAGAAGAUCUGCAAAAGUCGGUACUAGCGGCAAAUGAAAACAGUUCGCUACCGGUUUUGCAGUAUCCAAUUAAGUAUCCUAUUUCAAGUGGCGUUGAUGAUGCACAAGUCCAAACAACACCACGCAAAAAGCUUCAUUUCAUCAAUGAUGAACCAGAUUCUCCUAAAUCAGCGAAUCCUGCUGGUGUAGUGAAAGAUACUGAUGAUGAAACAACCCUAUCUCGAGAUAUGAAAAAUGUAAUGAUACAAUCAGAUUGCACAACUUCAAUGAGUCCCAUGAAAUCAACCGAACGGGAUAAGUUAACGAAAUCGCUGCAAUUUACAGCAACAAGUCCUACUUUGGAUGCGUCCACAAGCUACCAACGAGAGGAGAUACCGCGGCCUGAAGGAAAUCUUGCAGUUGAAGAUAUUCCGGAUGUUCAGUCUAUGCCCGAAUACAUGAAUAUACCAUCAAUAUGGAAUGUGCGAAUCGAAAGGGUUGACGAUACCAAUGAACAAUCGGAAACUCAUAUUUCCGGCGAUUGGGAAAUUGUCGACAAUUAGUGCAAGUCCGAAGUUAAAAAUAUAAAUAUGCUUUCGAAUGAUAUUGUAAUUGUAAUGCUAUCGCCAUUUUUUUUGUAUUUUUUUUCCAUGUCGCAAGCGUGUGAUUUUUUAGUGGCGGGGAGAAUUGUUAUAAAUGCGUUUCGAGUAUUUAUUUCCACCUCUUCUCUCUAAUUUUUCUCAUUCCAAUUACGAUGAGAUGCAAAAGUCGUGAAACAUUCCUUUCAACUACGAGUAUUUCUUAUAUCAUUUUUUCACGCGGUCGACGAGCGUCCCCAAAUUUCAAUGAUGGUACAAUCGUAAAAGUGUUUUCCAAACAAAUAAAUGGAGAAAGCAAGUUUAUCGAUCAAUCCAAACAGCUACUUCUAAUAGCAGAAUUGCUUUUUCGUGACAGCUUUUAUGGAGAAAAUAACUUAUUUAUGAUGCAGCCUCUGUCGUCUCGAAAUAAGAAAAGUCAAUCAAUCCCAUGUGAUUUGGUUUUCUCAAUAAACACAAAAUAGAUAGCUAUCACACAUAAAUAAGAAGCUCACAUUCCUCAUUAAUGCAAGAAAAGCCUUGAAACAUAAUGCUGGCGACACUGAUACCAUGCUGCAUCUCCCCGUGUCGACAGUAAUUACCUCAAUUACAAUUUUUUAGGCAACAACCACUUUCCAUUAUUGCCUAUAUUGAUAAGAAUCCAAAGAUUUUCUAUUUAUUUUUCAAUCAAAAAUAUAUACAUCAAUCCGGGAAAUUCGAUUGAAUCGUCGAUUGAAUUGUCCAACAAUUCUAGAUCUCAUUGUCUAUUCUCGUCUUAAAAUUCGAAAUAAUCUAUAACGACCGUAAGAGGUAGAUUCCAAUUGUUAGACCUUGGCUUCUGUCCUUUCGAUAUUGGUUAUUCAUUUAAAGUGCAAUACGACUUCCUUUAUAAAUCUAGUUCCAAAAAUCGGUGAACGCUCCAUUCAUUCAUGGACAUUCGAUCGGCAUUUUCCCUUGAAUACUGAAACGUUUUUAUAACGUAUCCUAAGCAUAUUUUAUGUUUGUUAUAUUGAUUAUUUCUUUAUUGGUGAUAUUUUGUGAUGCUUUAAGGCGAAAUCUACAUUUACAUCCGCAUAAUUAUUAAAAUUUAUUCUAUUUAUUGUAUAAGAUGAAGCUAAUAGAUUUUUCUAAGAUAAUUUUAAAAUAAAGCACAUUUUAACAGUUUA